Messenger RNA from Aedes aegypti (yellow fever mosquito), 1240 nucleotides. RefSeq lists its product as uncharacterized. Gene Ontology annotation, molecular function: nucleic acid binding. NCBI's taxonomy places the organism in Eukaryota, Metazoa, Arthropoda, Insecta, Diptera, Culicidae. The record is from RefSeq and is a predicted model, not a curated record. Bases 106 to 915 code for a protein of 269 amino acids. The transcript has 3 exons.
UUCAACAAAUUUCCUUUUUAGUCCGCCCACGCUGUGCUCCAGUUCCAGGACCAGGGCAAGCAGGUCUACAAGGUGAAAAACGUCUCGCUGAACACCCUGUGCGAAAUGUACAACGCCACCGUCAACCCGAUGAAGGACCAGCUCAAGAACGUGUACCGACGGGACCAGAAGUACUGGGCCCGGAGGCCGCUGACCCGCGACAUGCUUCUGUACGCCGCCGGAGACGUGCUGAUACUGAUCAACGAGCAGCUGUACCUCAACAUGGCCACAUCGAUCAAGGCGGAAUUCCGCGAGCUGCUCGCGGAGCUGUGCACUGAGCAGAUUUUGAUGCUAAUCCGCCCAGUGGACGUCAAGAUGCGCAAGAAGCAGCGCAAGGUCCGCUCCGAGAUCCAGGACCUUAAGGUGAAGCUGAAGGGUGCCAGCAAGAACGUGGUGCUGAGCAAUCGCGAGAUUCGGUUGUUGAGGUACAUGGACCUGACGGAAGACGAAAAGGAAAAACUUCGCGUCUCCUACAAAGUAGCGAAGAAGCUAGACAAACUGGAGAACUUCGACCGGGACCGUGGCGAUGCGAGCGAUUCCGACGAUGAUUGCGACGUCAUCGAGCAGGACUACCAGAGCCUGGACAGCAUGCCGUCGGAUAACUCGCUACCGGGCACAGGAAGCAGCGGAGGACCGGGCACGUUUUCACCGAAGAACUCCGAACCGCCGAGCUUGACCGAGUCGAUGCAGCUGAUGGACGAAAUCCUGUCCAACACCACCAUGGACCGGAUGGCCAAAAUCGACAAGCUGGAAGCGAUCCUGUCGGCGGCGACCCUACUACCGAACGAUCAGGUGAGUGUCGCGCGUGUGCGUUUUUUUUCUUGCUUUUGUUUAACGGAUUGGAUGGAGGCUGGUUCGGUUUGGCUGAUGGUUUGAAUUUGCACAAUGAUUGAUUGAUGAUUGACCCUUCACAGGGUGAAUUCUCUGCACAAAUCAACAUACACUUAUAGCUUUUGCAGUACUACACAGUGCACAUGCACACAUUUUCCCAAAGUUGUACAUAGUUUAUGGCAUAUGGUGAUGGAGCUUUCGCUUGAGAAUGGAUUUAACUAUAGUUUUACUAUGAAGUUCGAUACUGUUAGAAUAACUAAAUGAUUUCAAGAAAGAAUCUUUGGAGGCAUUCAUAGACAUCAUAGACAAUGAUAAACUCCUGCUAAAAGGAGGGCAGACAUUUCUGGAAUGCAUAGAAAAGUUCCUAGAG